Ectocarpus sp. CCAP 1310/34 is the source of this 408-nucleotide messenger RNA. The record is from the annotation of a GenBank genome assembly. Lineage: Eukaryota; Phaeophyceae; Ectocarpales; Ectocarpaceae.
AUGCUUGCGGUAGCAAACGAGAAGGGCAUGAACCUCAAUCACUGGGAUGAGAAGCAGGCGUACACACACGCUACACUAGACGAGGAGGUUUUUCUGAGGCUCCCCGCCGGGUGCGGGGACAAAUCGCAUAAGGUUGUUAUGGCUGAGCGUGCGAUUUACGGUCUGAAGCAGAGCGGUAGGCAGUGGGGGUACCACGCUGCUGAUACGGUAGUGGAGAACGGGUUCGAGCAGUGCAAGGCGGACCCGUGUGUUUUCCGCAAGAUGGUAGACGAAGUCGUGGUUAUGAUUAUCGUGAUCUACGUGGAUGACACUUUGGUGGCUGGGUCUGACGAGGAUUGCGAGGAGUUGCUUGCUUCUCUCAACAAGAAAUUUCCCACCAAAAAUUCUGGGAGAAUGCGAAUGGUUUGA